This is a messenger RNA of Musca domestica (house fly), 6848 nucleotides long. It is a transcript of the gene jim, whose product is annotated as endothelial zinc finger protein induced by tumor necrosis factor alpha. The record is from RefSeq and is a predicted model, not a curated record. Gene Ontology annotation, cellular component: nucleus. The transcript has 9 exons. NCBI's taxonomy places the organism in Eukaryota, Metazoa, Arthropoda, Insecta, Diptera, Muscidae. The coding region runs from base 3217 to 5691 and encodes 824 amino acids. Gene Ontology annotation, biological process: regulation of transcription by RNA polymerase II. Gene Ontology annotation, molecular function: RNA polymerase II cis-regulatory region sequence-specific DNA binding; DNA-binding transcription factor activity, RNA polymerase II-specific.
UUUAGUACGUCGCUCACAUUUCAACUGUUCGGUGCUUUUUGACUGUUUGGAACAUUUUUUAAAAACUUACGUUAAAACGUUGUUGAUACUUAUUAAUAUUUGUUUUAUUUUAUUAAAAUAAUAAUAAUAACAAAAUAAAAAACCAAAAAAAAAAAAAAGAACAAAAACGUAAAAUUGUCACAACCAAACCAACACCUAACCGAAAUUCCCAGUCGAACCAAAAACAGGAAGAACUCUCCUUAAAAACAACAACUCCCCGUUAAUACAAAAACAAAAAUUCAAAAUCAAGAACUUUUUAGGAACAAAGUGCAAUUUUGUUUUAAGUUUCAAAUACAUAUGAUUUAAAAAAAAAAAAAAUAAAACCAACAACUUUCAGUUCCGAAAAAAAAGAAAAACGAAAUAAAAUAGCAACAACAAAAAUAGUAACUUUUCAUUUUCAGUUCAAAAACAAAAGCAAAAAAAAAAAACCACAAAAAGAAUAUUUUUAGUUUUAUUUCUCAAAAUUUAACAAACAAAAUUCAAAACAACAACAAAAAAAUUUGGAAACCAACAACAACAACAACAAAACUCAAAUCAACUACAGCAACAAACUACAACAAACAAAAGGAAAUAAGGAACCCCCAGCAGCAAUAAACAGAAAAACCAAAACAACAACAACAACAAUAACACAACAAUAAACCGUAACAAUAAAAUAAGCAAAUAAAACAAACAACAAAACAAGUAACACAAAAAAGUAACGAAAUAAAACAAAAACCAAAACCAAGCAACAACAACAACAACAACAACAAGAAAAACCAAUCCAAAUCCCUCUACUUCUCCUCAAUAACAAAGCAACAACAAAAACUAAUUAAAUAAAUAAUAAAGCAACAACAACAACAACCGAUCAAUCAAAUCCCCCUCCUCCACAACUCCAACUGAAGCAGCAACAACAACAAAAUAAUAAUAAAAAUAACAUUCACUACAACAACAACAACAACAAAAAUAGUAACGAAUCUUAAAAAAAAUUUCGGAACUUCAAACACAAAUUCAACAUUUUAUGCAGUAAAAUAGUUAACAACAACAAUAAUAAUAAAAAAAAACUAAUAGCCAAACAACAACAAAACGGAAACUCACCGCCAAAAAAUAAAAACAACUCCCAAACUCUGUCAAAAUCCAAAUCCAAAGAAAUAAACCGUCAAAAUUCAAAAAACAAAAAAAAAAUAGCCAAAAUUUGUUAAAUUUUACGAGAGAAAGCCAUAGUCGAAAUUUUUGAAUUUUUGUAAGACUAGCAGCCCCCAACCUCCCCCACCCCGGAACUCACAACGAAUUUCAAAUUCAAAAGUCCAGAAUUCCGAUUCAUGGUCAUGGUGAAAUAUUCGGUGAAACUGACUAACUAACUCAGAACUAAAUAUGAUUUGUCAAAUUCUAAGUUUGUGAUUUCGUUUCAACACAAAAACCAACCAAACAACAAAAACAAAAAAAAAUGUUUCUUUAAAAACACGUCAAAAUCAGCACAGCAGCACAGUGUUCUGAACUUGAAAACCAAAAAAAAAACAAACACUCGAAAGCGAUAAUAAUUUGCAAGCAAACCAAAAAAACGUUUCUGAAUAACGCCAGCGUGAGAAAUCUAGAAUCCAAAAAAAAAACAAGGAUCACAAAAACAAUUUUGAAAACAAGGAAAAAAAUUCCAAUACUCCUUUCAAGGGCAUCAAGCCGGAAAUUUCUUCAGAGAAAAUAGAAGGAAAAACCCCAAAAAUUCAUUCAAAAUAAUAAGAAAAAAAAUCAAAUCCAAAAUUACAAUUUUGGCCAAGGCAAGAAAUUCAAAAAAAAAAAAAAAAAACAACAAAUUUUUGUCAAAAAAAAAAAAAAUACAAAAAACCAAAAUCUUCCGCGAAAGGAAAAAGUUUUGAAAAAAAUCACCCUCUGAACAUUUUGUGUGCAAAGCAAAAAAAAAAAAAACAAAUUCAUAAAAUUAUUAUAAUUAUCAUCAGAAAAACAAAAAUAUAUUCUAAGAUAUUAAUUAUUAAAAAAACAAAAACACACACAAAUUAUGAUAUAAAUGAAUGUCUCAUAAAAUAAAAAAAAAACCAAAAACAAAAACAAAACAUUUUACUGCAUUAAAAUUAAAAAAAAAAGCAAAAUAAAAAUAAAAAUUAAAUAAAAACAAAAAAAAGGAGAACUCAACACUUCGAAAAAAAAAAAUAUUCAAAAUUUUCGUUUUUGGCCCAUUAUCUAAACCCCCAAAAAACAAACAAAACAAUCGUCCAUUGCUGUUAACUACAUCCGAGGGCAUAAGUAAUAUCAGCUCUGAAAAUUCGGAAAAAAUACAAUACUGCAAUUUUUGGCUCUAAAACCAAAUUUUCAACAACGCCAAGGACAACUUCAAACAAAAGCGAAAUUAAACAAGAACAACUGUGGAAAUUAUCAUUCUUGGCCUGAAAUUUCGAAAACAAAAAUAAAAGGAAGAGAAAUCGUAUUUUUUUUCUGAUCAAUGGCAAAAGGAUACAUUUUGGAAAGAGUUGAUAUCUGAAAUACCCUCUCAGGAGUACCAAAAAAAAAUUAACAGCAAUUGAACGAUUAGCUGAGAGAGAGAGAAAACCAGAGAACACAAUUUUUGUCUGAAACCCCAAAAAAAUUUCAACAAAAUCCCAUUUUGGUAAAAAAAAAAAUAAAUUUUAAAUAAAUAAUAAUUUAAACAAAGAAAGAGAAGGAGUAAUAAUAAUACAAACAACCCAAGAAGAAAGGAAUAAUACUAAAACAAAGAGAAAACCAAUACAAAAAGAAUCCCAAAACAGAAAACGGCAAACAAGAGAACAAGUUUUUUUAUUAAAAGAGUAAAACCAAGCAUAAACCCCUACGAGAAAACAAAAACAACAACUGUAACAAGAGAAGUAGUUCGAAAAGAGAUAGAAAGAGUAAAGAACAAAAUAACAACACCACAAAAGUGAUAGAAAUCAAAAGCCUAAUUCCACAUUGAGUUCAAGCAGCGAAAUUCAACGAACAUCAUCAUGAAUUUAAGUGGUUAUCACAGAAACUCUCUCUAAAGAGAGAGAGCGAAAGAAAAAAGAGAGAGUUGCAAUAAUUUAAAAAAAAGACACAAAGAGUCAUAGCGAAAAAAAACAUCAUAUCUCAUUACAUUAUUUAGCUAAGACUUAAACCAAAAACACCAAACACCCAGAAAUCAAACACCCACCCACCCACAAGAAUAGCAACAACAACAACAGCAGCAGCAACAAAAUGGCAAUAAAUUUCUCCGCCUCAUUUGCCGCCUGCAUAGCUGCCGGCCUCAAAGUGCCACGCCAGAUUAUGUACUGCAUCACCCAGGACACGGGCCAGCCGUAUGUCCUCUACAAAGAUUCACAGGAAGCCGAACGAAAUGCCGCCGCCAUUGGCGGCACCCCAACCCAAUGGGGCACAGAAAUGUAUCCCGGCAUCCAGCAACAACAUUUAAGUGCACAACAACAAAAUGCCAUAACGGCAAAUGGUCAAGCGGCCGCCUCAAAUGGUCCAACGUCACAUUCGCCCAACGGCGAUCCACAUGGCCGUGAAAAUGGUGGCGAUGGUGCGGGUGGAGCUGGUGGUGGAGUGCGGCAACAGGGCUCACCGUCGACCAGUCCGUACCCGCCUCAACAGCAGCAGCAACAACAACAGCAGCAGCGGACAAAUGGAACCAAUGAUGAUGAUGUGAACAUGAAUCAGGUCAAUGGUUUACAAAAUCAACAGCCAAAUUCCAAUCCACAAUCAAAUCCAAACCAAAGCUCAAACGAUCCCCAACAGCAACAGCAGCAGCAUCAACAGCAACAAAAUGCCAAUGCAGCCUCUGCGACAGACAAUAAUCCGGCGGGGAAUAAUCCACAGCACGUCCAACAGAAUGGUCAGCCCAAUGAUCAUGCCAACAAUGGCUUUCCGGGCUCACAAAACGGCGAAUUGUCCAGCUAUUAUGCGCCACGACAUCCUGGCGCCCAAGGUGGUCUGAUGGCACCACCCGGUUUCCCACCUCUGCAUUAUCUAAAUAAACCUGUUCUGCCGGGUUUGAAUGGAGCCAUGGAUCAGGGUGCCGCUAACGGUCCCACAAAUGGCCUGGAAGCCUAUGCCCUGCCCGAACUGUUGCCAGGGCAAAAUGGCACUGCCAAUGGCAAUAACCAGCAAAACGGCAGCGGGCACAGUGGCAAUGCCACGUCAAAUGGCACUGGGGGUAGUGGACGACAGAAUUCCUCGGUCAGCCAUAAACCGCCCAAACCACACAGUGAUCUGCGGCUUUUCAAAUGUCUUACCUGCGGAAAAGAUUUCAAACAGAAAAGUACACUGCUGCAGCACGAUCGCAUACACACCGACGCCCGGCCGUAUCCCUGUUCGGAGUGUGGCAAACGCUUCCGCCAGCAGUCGCAUCUGACCCAGCAUCUGCGCAUCCAUGCCAACGAGAAGCCCUUCACCUGCGGCUACUGCAAUCGAGGCUUUCGCCAGCGGGCAAUACUCAAUCAGCAUGUUCGCAUCCAUUCGGGUGAGAAGCCCUUUGCGUGUCCCGAGUGCGGCAAGCACUUUCGCCAGAAGGCCAUCCUUAAUCAACAUGUGCGAACCCACCAAGAUGUUUCACCACAUCUCAUAUUCAAAAAUGGACCACAUCCGACCCUGUGGCCCCAGGAUGUACCCUAUCCGGGCGAUGAGACUGAUACCAAGAAUGGCAUUGCCAAUGAUGGUUACAAUGACGAUGAUUCACAGAAUGGUCAAGAUGGAGGUAUACAUUAUCCCGCCUACUUUAAGGAUGGUAAAGGACAAAAAAUCUUACCCGAUGUCCUGUCACACAUUGGUAUCCGUCCGGCAAAUAUGCCGUUGUAUGUUCGCUGUCCGAUCUGCGACAAGGAGUUCAAACAGAAAACAACUCUCUUGCAGCAUGGUUGCAUACAUAUCGAAUCACGUCCCUAUCCAUGUCCCGAAUGUGGUAAACGUUUCCGCCAACAGUCACAUUUGACCCAGCAUUUGCGCAUACACACGAAUGAGAAGCCAUUUGGCUGUUUGUACUGUCCGCGUUUCUUCCGUCAGAGAACUAUUUUGAAUCAGCACGUCCGCAUCCAUACCGGCGAGAAGCCCUACAAAUGUGGCCAAUGUGGCAAAGAUUUCCGCCAGAAGGCGAUACUGGAUCAGCACACAAGAACGCACCAGGUAGGUGACCGUCCCUUCUGCUGUCCCAUGCCCAAUUGUCGAAGACGUUUCGCCACCGAAAACGAGGUUACCAAACACAUUGACAACCACAUGAAUCCGACAACCAAACGCAGCCGCCAGGCCAAUAAUACCGCCAACAGCAAUAACAACAAUAAUAACAACAACAACAAUUCACAUGCAGCAGCUGCCGUGGCAUCGGCGGCCGCUGCAGCGGCAGCAAAUCAUUUAAUCAAUGAAACCAAAAAUGCAGCUGCUCAACAGUUUCUGAACAACAACAAUCCAGCGGGUGACAAUAAGAAUAACAUACUGCCGCGUGGUAUGGGUGGCGGCGGCGGUGGGGGUGGUGGUCCAAAUCCCGGAUCACAGGUGAAAAAUGAGCUGUAUUUCCCCCAGUGUUAUGGACCACCAUUCCAGCAUCCAUUUCAAACGCAACAACCAACGGCGGCCCACAACAAUGGACAACCGGCUGUAUCGGUAAGUGUGGCCAAUUCGGUGGCACCCGGAGUGGUUGGGCAACAGAAUGCCCCAACAUCGGUGGUUGUGGCCCAGUGACAUCCCACCACAACAACGGCAGCAGCGGCGGCGGCGGCGGCGGCGAGCCAACAAUCCACAGCUGUAACGGGGGCAAGUGGCACGGCACCGCCAAGUAAUUCACAUGGCCCUCACCAACAGCAACAGAUAUCGCAACAUGCCAAUACGGCAGCGGCAGCUGCAGCUGCAGCGGCCCACAGUCAAACUCCGCAGACGGUGACACUGUCCAUAACCCUGCCGCCUGUGGGGGCAUUACCACCCUCGGCUGCGGCAGCCGCAGCAGCAGCGGCGGCCCAUCAUCACCAGCAACAGGGUGGGCAUGUGGUCAACACCUCGCAUGCCCAUAGUCAGCCACCGGCAGCGCCACCGCCACCAACUUCGGGUCCACCGCCAACCCUGUCACAUGCAAUACCCAUACAUCCUCAUAUACACUCAAUAUUCGGAUCUCUAUGAUAAUAUCAGCAAUAACAGCCAACACAAUAACAGCAACAACUAUCAGAACCACAAUCACAGCAUUAUCAGCAACAAACACAAUAACAAGAACUGCAACUACCACCCACACAAACUUAUGUAUACAAAUAACAAUAACAACAACAACAACAAAAACAAUUAUGAAAUCUAUAAGAAUUUUUUGUAAUGGAAACUCUUUUUCACAGCAAAAGGAUAAGAGUCCUUUGGCUAAGAGAAUGUACACUAACGGAAGAGAAUAGAGCAGUAUAUAUAUAUGACCAAGAAGAAUAGUGUAUGUUAAGCCGAUCUUAGAUUUAGUUUCAUACUCUCAUGCAAAUCAAAUCACUGAACUCACUCAUUUUUAUAAACACCCUCACCCGGACUCACACAUAAAAGCCUAAUUACAUAUAUGAAUUACACAAGGGCUUAGGUUUAUUAAAAAAAAACCAAGCUAAACUUUUAAAAUUUUUACUAAGUUUUUUUUUUUUUUUAAAUCACAUAUUAAUUAUUAACGACACACACACACACAUACACUCAAAGAUUGAAAUACCUUGAUUUUUUGGUGUAUCGGAAAAAAGUGUUUCAACAAAAGAGCAACUAGUCUUUUAGAAAAGGACUCUAAACUUGGUAAUUACCUUUUUUUUUUUUCUUUCUUUGUUUGAUUUCGAACGGAAGACAAAAGAACAAUGAGUGAAGGACUCACAAAAAAAAAAAACGCAAUUUUUUCA